AUGGCAGCGCUUCCGGUCCCUCUGCCCUCAGCGAAGAUGGCGGCAGUGGAGAAGCGGCGGCAGGCGGUGGCACAGGCAACCAGUUUCACAGACAGCGGCCGGCCGGGGGUGCCCCGAGCAGCGGCGACGGCCGAGAGUGAAGAGGACUUCCUGCGACAGGUCGGCGUGACGGAGAUGCUACGCGCGGCCCUGCUAAAGGUGCUGGAGGCGCGACCGGAGGAGCCCAUCGCCUUUCUGGCUCACUACUUCGAGAACAUGGGCCUGCGGUCUCCUGCAAACGGCGGCGCCGGGGAGCCUCCGGGCCAGCUCCUGCUGCAGCAGCAGCGCCUGGGCCGCGCACUGUGGCAUCUUCGCCUGGCUCACCACUCCCAGAGGACGGCCUUCAACAACAACGUCGGCGUGGCCUACGAGUGCCUGAGCGCCAGCGGGCGCAAGAAGAAGCCGGGGCUGGACGGGCGCACGUAUAGCGAGCUGCUGAAGCGCAUCUGCCGCGACGGAGAGGCCCCCAAGGAGGUGGUGGCGCCACUGCUGCGCAAGAUCCAGUGCCGGGACCACGAGGCAGUGCCGCUGGCCGUGUUCCGCGCGGGGAUGCUCACCUGCUUCGUGCUGCUGGAGUUCGUGGCGCGCGCCGGCGCCCUCUAUCGGCUGCUGGAGGACCCGGGCCUGGCCGUGGCUGACCGCCGCUUGGGCCAGGCCGUGCUGGACACGCUGGAGGGGGCCCUGCAGGCCAGCGACGACACUGCGCCCGCGCGCUACCUGGAGGCGGGUUCGCGCCUGGGGCCCGACAGCCUGGCGCUGGCUAUGGACCGCGCGCUGGUGGCCAGACGACCCAGUGCCCCCAUGACCCGGGAGGAGUUCCUGGAGAAGGCCGCGGCCCUCUUCAUCGCUAAGGUCAAGCCCGUGGGCUGAGCCCCGCCCUCCUCCACCGCCUCCUCCUCCGCCUGGACAUACAGGGCCCUCAGGGCCUGCUCACUUGCUUCUGGGCGGAGCACUUCCGGGGGCCAGGACUGGGGUAUCCCUGCAUGCCAGCUUCCCACCUGGAAUGGUGCUUCAGCCCCCUUCAGCAGGAGAGGGGGCAAGGGUCCCUCCCCGCACAUUCACCAAGUUUCGCCGCUCCUGAGCAGAAAUAAAGUCUGUUCCCCAGGCUGA
Messenger RNA from Budorcas taxicolor (takin), 1149 nucleotides. It is a transcript of the gene TPGS1, whose product is annotated as tubulin polyglutamylase complex subunit 1. Bases 1 to 909 code for a protein of 302 amino acids. Gene Ontology annotation, molecular function: microtubule binding. The transcript is spliced from 2 exons. Gene Ontology annotation, biological process: protein polyglutamylation. The record is from RefSeq and is a predicted model, not a curated record. Lineage: Eukaryota; Metazoa; Chordata; Mammalia; Artiodactyla; Bovidae.